CUCGCUGCCGCACCCGGAAGCUCCGUCAGGCGGCCGGGCAGACGUGUCGCUGCCAUGGCGGAGCCGGGCCGGCUGGAGCGGCUGGAGCAGCGGGUGCGGGAGCUGGAGGACGAGCUGGCCCGGGAGAGGGGCGGGCGGGCGGAGCCGCGGGCCCGCAUCGAGACCAUGAGCCCGGAGGUGACGGACACCAACCCCUACAGUCGCUUGAUGGCGUUAAAAAGAAUGGGAAUUGUCGAAGACUAUGAGAAAAUCCGUACCUUUACGGUCGCAGUCGUAGGUGUAGGUGGAGUUGGGAGCGUGACUGCUGAAAUGCUGACACGGUGUGGCAUUGGUAAGCUGCUUCUGUUUGAUUAUGACAAAGUGGAACUGGCAAACAUGAACAGACUCUUCUUCCAACCUCAUCAAGCUGGAUUAAGUAAAGUGCAAGCAGCAGAGCAUACUUUGAGGAAUAUUAAUCCUGAUGUUCAGUUUGAAGUACAUAACUACAACAUCACAACACUGGACAACUUUGAACACUUCAUGGAUAGAAUAAGUAACGGGGCACUAGAGGAGGGGAAGCCUGUGGAUCUUGUUCUGAGCUGCGUGGACAACUUUGAAGCUCGUAUGGCAAUUAACACGGCCUGCAAUGAACUUGGACAAAUCUGGAUGGAAUCUGGAGUGAGUGAAAACGCAGUGUCAGGACAUAUCCAGCUGAUCAUACCUGGGGAAUCCGCGUGUUUUGCGUGUGCUCCUCCACUCGUAGUUGCUGCAAAUAUUGAUGAGAAAACACUCAAACGGGAAGGAGUUUGUGCAGCCAGUCUCCCUACAACUAUGGGCGUUGUGGCAGGAAUUCUUGUACAAAAUGUUCUCAAGUACCUGUUAAACUUUGGUACUGUGAGUUACUAUCUCGGUUACAACGCGAUGCAGGAUUUCUUUCCAACUAUGUCUAUGAAGCCAAACCCACAAUGUAGUGACCAAAAUUGCAGAAAACAGCAAGAAAAUUAUAAGAAAAAAGCAGCUGCACAGCCAAAAGAAGAAGUAGUUGAACAGCAAGAGGAAAUAGUACAUGAAGACAAUGACUGGGGCAUUGAAUUAGUAUCAGAAACUUCAGAAGAUGAGCUGAAGGCUGCAUCUGGCCCGGUUCCUGAGCUUCCCGAGGGCAUUACUGUAGCAUACACUCUCCCGAACAAGGAAGAGAAUUUGAUAACUGAGGAAACGGUAGCAGAAUCUGAAGAAAGCCUAGAAGAACUCAUGGCCAAAAUGAGAAACAUGUAGCAAUAUUAACUACAACUCUGGGGAGUUUGGGUUGACAGUGGAUUAUAAGAAGACCACACUUUUUUUUCCUCCUUUUUUUACCUCCACUGAAACUUACCUUUGUGUUUCUGAUGAAAUGGAACUGUUACAGGGGCAGGAAGGAGACGCGGUUACUUUGUACAUAGGGAUUGUGCUACUGUAAACUCUAAUUUCUCAGCACUCCUAGUGUGCAGCUAGCUGUUCAGUAGGAAUAAAAAGAGAUGGACAAACUAAGGCAGAAGUUCUUCCCUGUGAGGGUGCUGAGGCACUGGCACAGAGUGCCCAGAGAAGUUGUGGCUGCCCCAUCCCUGGCAGUGUUCAAGGCCAGGUUGGACACAGGGGCUUGGAGCAACCUGGUCUAGUAGAAGGUGUCCCUGCCCAUGGCAGGGGGCUGGAACUGGAUGAUCUUAAGGUCCCUUCCAACCUAAACCAUUCCAUGCUUCUAUGAAACUCACAAAAGCAGCCACAGCACAAUAUAUGCACCAUCAUGUGAUGAGAACAGAACACAGUAUAAGACAAGUGAAAGAUGAGAUCUGCUGGAGAGCACCUGGUAGGCCAAGGGCAGAUAGUACCUCACUCGGAUUGCUGCUCCUGAUUUUCCAGGCACUUGUACUUGGUUGUUGCUCACUGGUCUCUGUAUUCUUGGCAUGGAUUGUGCUGUGACUGUUGAUCUGAGUAGAUCAUUUCAGCCUUUUAAUCUACUUUAAAUACUGCUGGAAUGGAAUUUUUUUUAACUACCCUGGGUUUAUCAAUGUUUUACUACUGCUUGUUCUUAAAUAGCUGCCUGUAUGUUUUGUAUGGGAUAAUGCUUUGAGUAUGUUGCAACAGGGCAAAGUCUCUAGUUAGUAGUAAUUAUACUAGCAAACUGGGUAUUAACAGUGCCACUACAUCAGCUGGCAGAUGUUUUUUGUGACACAGUCUUAAGAAUUACCAGCACCACUGGAGAGAACAGGAGAUGUUGUCUAUCUCUUUGAAAAUCUCAGUAUUUUUGUUGCUUAUUUAAAUUUCAGCUGGAAUUCUGAUCCAUCCCCAUUAUAUGGGUUAUAUUAAGGAAUAUACUUCAUCUGUGUUUGCGUAGGCAAGCUUCUAAAAUUAGAUGCUGCAAACUCCAUUUCGUGUUGCAAGUAUCUUCAGUGGAGUAGCUGAACUAUUGCAUUUGUCCUGUAAAUAACAUUAGUACAGUCAUAGUACCUUUAACCUGUCACCUGUUAAACUGACCUGUAAAUGUACAUCCUGCAGUGACAGUGCCCUGCACAACUGGAAGUAUCCACUGCAACUAUGUGAGCUACUGGGGGCAUCUGAUCCAGAAUUUGAUCAUUAUUGAGAAUUAGAAGAACAUCCAUUGCAUUAUAAUACAAAUAUUUCCACCUUGGGCUCUUCAGAAACUACCUUUCCACAGUGUGAUGCAGCCAGCACAGAACCAGGUAGUAAUUAAUGGUAGUAGUAUCUAACCAACAUGUAAAGAGAGAGCAAUGCUGGGCAGGUGCUUCUGGUACUCAGUUUAAAACAGUUUGAUUUCUAAGCAAUGCUUAUAAACUUCACGAUCUUUUACCUCCACAGCUGAUACUAGGUCUUGUAUACAUAAAAAUCACUCAUGCAGGUGGUGAGGGAGGUUUUGGCUGUGGUGCAUUAUCUUUUAGAAUGGAAGUGGGGUUUUGGAUUGAUUCCAGUUCUGGAGCAAGCAGAUUUUCGAAAUGAACUGUAAAUAGGGAUGGGAAAUAGGAUGAUGAGAUCAUUAACAAGGUACAUGCUCAAAUCUGUGUCACUAAGUCCAACUAGUUUGGUGUAAAUCGCAUGUUAAGUGUUACUUGCAUUCCUUUGUGACUUUACCUUUCUGUUGGGAGCACUGAAGUAAGGCCUGGCUCUGGAGAUCCUGAGGCCAACAGUUGACUCACUUCUGGAAGAGCUCAGUUAUUCUUGUCUCUUCAGUAUUUGCUCGCAUGACUGCUACACACGACUGACACCUUUACAAGAUGCAAGCAUUUACCAUUCUACUUCCUGGAGAGUUUUAUGAGCAAAGUAAUACACUUCAUAUGCUCACUUACAGAGCGUGCAGGGUGGUUCUCCUGCUACUUUCAGCUUGUGUAUACAAGAACUUGAACUAAUCAGAAAAUGCAUUAAGAUGAUUGUAUGUGCCAAUGGUUAAAAUGACUUAAAAAUAAACAGCAUCAAAGAAAAAAGCAGUUUCAAGGAUUUUAAGUUAAAAAGACAUUUACAAGUAUAAUGUCCUCUGACUAUAAAAUAUGAAAGAAGAUUUAUGACUUCUUUUAUGAUGAACUAACAAAGCAUCUUGCAAUGGUUUAGCCCAGCUUUGUUUAUUUGGCAAUCUGAUAAAAGAAGCAUUCUGUUUUUACAGUGCAUCAUGACUGUUA
Molecule: messenger RNA, 3644 nt
Organism: Pezoporus flaviventris
Lineage: Eukaryota; Metazoa; Chordata; Aves; Psittaciformes; Psittacidae
Gene: UBA5
Product: ubiquitin like modifier activating enzyme 5
Exons: 12
Coding region: 55-1254 (399 amino acids)
Biological process (GO): protein ufmylation
Cellular component (GO): cytosol; cytoplasm
Molecular function (GO): UFM1 activating enzyme activity
Source: RefSeq, a predicted model, not a curated record